Molecule: messenger RNA, 450 nt
Organism: Hymenoscyphus albidus
Lineage: Eukaryota; Fungi; Ascomycota; Leotiomycetes; Helotiales; Helotiaceae
Source: the annotation of a GenBank genome assembly
AUGAUCAGUUUCAACAAGAAGCCACAAGAAAGUGGCAAAAAUACUGAUGUACAUCUGGGGUUUAACUAUGUUGCUCGGCAUUGUUGUCUUCCUGAUCUCGUGGCUUCGACGAGAUUAGCUAUGCUCUUGUCGAUGUAUUGCGGAGGAGUGGGCAUUGUGGUCAAUGGUCUAAUUGCGAAAAAGACUGAGGAGUUUCUUGCUGCGUCAAAUUUGCCUUGUUUGGUCUCGGUGGAUUAUGUGACGGAAGCUAAGCGAUUGAAGACACAUGGAGAUCAUCUAUCACAAGACGGACAGUAUGCUGCUGCACGCUCAUUGUACAUUCUUUCAGCAUGGAUGAUUACAGAAUAACCCGUCCUUCGCAGAUUGCUCUUCAGUCACAUUUUGAUCAGUACAAAGGGAGCGGACUCCCUUGGCCGAAAUGGAGAGUUGCGGCAGGUAUGCGAUGUUUGA